UCAAAAACCUCUUAUAUCUUCCACCUUUCAUUUUCCAUCUCUUUCUGCUACUUCUUCAUUAGCUUCGAUGCCCACAUCUGGGCUCUCAUCACCGGCGUCCUCAUCAUCUCCGGGGAGUUCUUCUCCAUGUAUUCCCAGCGUUCAGAUUGUCUCCAAGUCGGCGUCGGACAGGCUUCUCGGCAAGUUCUUUGAUGCGUCGCAGUUCGAUUUUGUUUACGAGCAAAGCGGUCUCUGGUCGCCUCCGGUUCAGCGAAGGGCGUUCUUGACGUCGUCGGAAAACUGCGGCUCCGGCGGUGAAAUGCUUGCGAAGCUCAAAAGUAAUGUGAAGAAGGCGCAGCUGUGGAGGCGCUUUUUCUGUUUCUAUGCCUUUUGGGGCUACACAUGAGAAGAAGAAAUUGCAGAUGGGCAGACUGUAACUCUUUUACUCAUACCCACCCAACAGUCAAAAAGAUUGUGGUCAAAGGAUAGAGCAGCCUUCAAAUACGUAGAUUUAUACGAAAAUACAAGGAUUUAUACGGACACCCACAUGGUGAAAUGUGAUAACAUGCAGCUUUGGCACGUACUUUUAAGUGGGUAUAUACAAACUGCAUGCAGAUUUGCAGAGAGGCUGACAGUAUGAUCAAAAGGCUCUGUUCAUUCUUCAAAUUUGUGUCUUGGGUUGUCUGUCUGUGGUGUUGUAUGUUCUGAUGUGUUGUGGUGGCCGUUGUAGAAUUUGAAUUGGUCUGCCCCUUUUCUCGCUUUUGGAGGAUUAAAGCUGUGGAAUAUGGCAUGGAGUGUGGUUUGGAGAUGCUUUGGAUGCCUUUUGUUUCUUUUCUUGUUUUGUCAAAGGGAAUGGAU
Vitis riparia (riverbank grape) is the source of this 837-nucleotide messenger RNA. RefSeq lists its product as uncharacterized. Lineage: Eukaryota; Viridiplantae; Streptophyta; Magnoliopsida; Vitales; Vitaceae. The transcript is spliced from 2 exons. The coding region runs from base 68 to 385 and encodes 105 amino acids. The record is from RefSeq and is a predicted model, not a curated record.